Messenger RNA from Hydractinia symbiolongicarpus, 2559 nucleotides. RefSeq names its product synaptic vesicle 2-related protein-like. The coding region runs from base 1011 to 2558 and encodes 515 amino acids. NCBI's taxonomy places the organism in Eukaryota, Metazoa, Cnidaria, Hydrozoa, Anthoathecata, Hydractiniidae. Gene Ontology annotation, molecular function: transmembrane transporter activity. The transcript is spliced from 15 exons. Gene Ontology annotation, cellular component: membrane. The record is from RefSeq and is a predicted model, not a curated record. Gene Ontology annotation, biological process: transmembrane transport.
GAUAUUAUCGUGAAACCUCGUUCCCAAGGCAUCUUUUAUCUUUUCUGACUUCGGGACUGCCGUGCUGAUAUGAAAAAAAAGACAACAUGCGCUGGGAACAAGGUUGAUUAUCGUGUUAAUCAUCAAAGUUUGCACGUGUCCGGUACUUUGAAUUUAUUGAGGAUGAACGUUGGUAUCUCUCCUUGAAUAAACAAUAUUCGUUUAAAUAAAAAUUAUAAAUUUCAGAUUUAAUGAAACUUCAACGGAAUACUAACUUUGACAAAAAAAACUUAUCGUUGUUGUUGUUUCUUUCGUAAUAAUUUGUCUAACCUGCUUACUUAUUUUUAAGCUAUGUAGAGACAUUUUCCUAUGCAAGAAGCAAUAUCAAUCUAUAUCUCACGCUAUUAAAAUUUAGUUUACUACUUGGUAUCCAGCAAUCUUGAAAAACAGCACAAGUCAAGAAAAUAUAAAAUUAGUCAGGGUAUUUAUUAUACUCGUAUACGUCUUUCACGCAAAAAGGUACCGCAAGUAGCGACGAGACGCACGUGAAAAGAAAGAUUAAUAUUUUAAUGAUAAAAAUUUCGGGGAAAAAUGAAAAUAAAAAUUGACUAGCCACCUUCCACUGAAAUACAUUUCAAUACUAAAGCGUAUAAAGUAAUCGAGUGAAAACCAUGGCAACCCGUAUUUGUGCACAAAAAUUUGUUUUAUCGAGUUUACUGUGGAAAGCCUCUUGUUCAGUCAUGCAAUUUAUAACUUCGCUCUUUUUUCUACACGCUCUCCUUCAUCGUUAUUUCUUUUCUGUACCUUUUCUCAAGUCGUAAGUAGACACUGUGAAGGAGAGCGUUCAAAGGCGGUUACUUUGAGCAUGAUUAUUCUGCGAUUUUUAAAAAUUGUUCGCACGCUCGAAACAUCGAGCCAAAUUGAACGACCUACUUAUAUUCACACAAUGGUUGCUAAUUUAUCUUGUUAAAAAUAAAAAUAAUUAUAUUUUCUAUACUUGAAACUUUACAUUUAAAACAUUACUUUCAAACAUGGCGGAUGUAACUACAAGCGAUAAAGAAGAAGCAGAUUCGGAUGCUCCAUCAUUUACUGUGGAGGAAGCCAUCGAAGCAAUAGGUUUUGGGAAAUUUCAGAUCAAAGUAUUAGCAAUGAUCGGAUUUGCAUGGAGCGCUGACUCUUUAGAAAUGGCUCUUUUAGCAAUAUUGGCCCCUGCAAUACGAUGUUAUUGGAAUCUCACACACUGGCAUGAGGCGUUUUUAACAACAGUUGUGUUUGUCGGAAUGUUUCUGGCAACCUAUUUAUGGGGAUACGGAAGCGAUAAUUACGGUAGACGAAAGGUGUUAAUGGUUGCAACAUUGGGCAUCUUUGUGUUUGGCUUAUCUAGCGCCUUUGCACUUAAUUAUGCGAUGAUCUUAGUGUUCAGAGGUCUUGUUGGAACAUGCAUGGGUGGGGUCGUACAAGGCACAACAUUAAUAGUUGAAUUUUUACCAAGCGCGACUAGAGGCUUAACCGUGAACAUUGGUAGUAUAUUUUGGUCGCUAGGCACGUCAUUUGAAAUUAUAUUAGCCAUGUUUGUUAUGCCUCGCUAUGGAUGGAGAGUGUUAUUAUUUGUAUCAGCGUGGCCAUGUUUGAUAUUCGUCAUCAUAGCUUUGAUUAUCAAGUAUCCUCCAGAAAGCGCAAGAUUUCUUGUUUCAAAAGGAAGAAUAGACGAAGCGUCCACCAUCUUGAAACGCGCUGCUAAAGACAAUAAAUCAACGCUACCGGAAGGUACCUUAAGAGAUCAAAGUAGUGAAGUUGAGAAAAAUGACCACGGUAACAUUUUAGCAAUGUUUAAGAAUGGAUAUUGGAAAGUUACUAUAGCGUUAUGGAUUAUAUGGUUUGCGUCUCAUUUUAAUAUAUACGGUUUAGCUUUGCUGACGACUGCAUUAUUUUCUAGUUCUUACACCUGUUAUGGGAGUGUGAACUCUACUGCAACAGCUGCUGCUAAUUCGUGUAAAGUGCUGACUCAGGAAGAUUAUGUUAGUUUCUUCUAUGUAUUACUGGCUGACUUUCCAGCUGUGUUGUUGACCGCAUUUCUAGCGGAUACAGUAGGAAGAAAAUGGUUGCAAGCAAUUGGUUUUUUUACUAUGGGUAUCUUUUUCUCGCUGCUUGCCAUAUGUACAGGAAGUCGAGCGUGGACAACCUUCAUUCUGUUCGGUGUUCGUUGUUUUGCAGCUGUAGCUGAUAUAGGUGGUUAUAUAUACACUCCAGAGGUAUAUCCAACGCACAUACGUGGUAUGGCGUUGGGAUCAUGUUCUGGGAUAUCGAGACUUGGUUGCAUGCUUACUCCGUUUGUUUCUCAAGUUGUGACGCAUUACUCAGUUCACUUGUCACUAGCUAUCUACGUCUCGCUGUCUUUGCUGGGAGGAAUAUGUUCUUUACUUCUACCGAUUGAGACAAAAGGAAAAGGUUUAGAGGAAAUAAACAAUGAUUUAAAAAGCCUCAGUAAAGACUUUUCCGCCGUAGACGUUUCUUGUGCUGAGGAAUGUGAAGAUACAACUAGGCUAAUAAGCAAAGAUUCUAAAAGCCCAUACGGAUGAG